CACUAGACUCGGUGUCCCGCCAACUCUGCAGCUCAGUCCAGCCCUGCCCUUGGGGAACGUGGGUAGGGGGUGGGAGAGGCUCUUCUGGGGCUCCAUCAAAGAGCGUGUACUUUUCUCACAGCGAUGCUCUCCGAUCCUGGGGUGUGCCCUUCUCUGGCAAAAAAAGGAGCGCCUAGAUGCGCCCUCGGGUCAUUCUGCCGCAAGAUUCCGGUGUCGGCCCUCCUCUUAGCCGGAGUGGGCAUGCUGGUCGCCUUUCUCGGCACGCUCGGCUGCUUGGUACCGGCCCCAGGUUUGAGCAUGAGCAUGGCAGAAGGGGAUACCCUGAUAUCAGUGGAUUAUGAAAUUUUUGGAAAGGUGCAAGGAGUGUUUUUCCGCAAGUACACUCAGGCUGAGGGUAAAAAGCUUGGAUUAGUAGGCUGGGUCCAGAACACUGACCAGGGCACAGUGCAAGGACGAUUGCAAGGGCCUACCUCCAAAGUACGUCAUAUGCAGGAAUGGCUUGAGACAAAAGGAAGUCCCAAGUCACACAUCGACAGAGCAAGCUUCCACAAUGAGAAGGUCAUCGUAAAGCUGGACUACGCAGACUUCCAAAUUGUGAAAUAAUGGUCUGCAUUUAAAUUUUCCAAGAUACUUAGCGGUUUUGUUUUUUAUUGUUAAUAGAGAUAGAACUAUUCUGUGUUCAAUAUUAGAAUUUGUCAAUAAGUUAUUUUAGCAUCGUUACUUGAUGGUUACUGUGUAUUAUAUGUGUGAUGAAAGAAUUACAACUAUAUGCAAUUCUAACCAAUAAAAACAGAACUUUCUGUGUAAGAUAACUUA
Capra hircus (goat) is the source of this 816-nucleotide messenger RNA. RefSeq names its product acylphosphatase 1 (gene ACYP1). NCBI's taxonomy places the organism in Eukaryota, Metazoa, Chordata, Mammalia, Artiodactyla, Bovidae. The transcript has 3 exons. The record is from RefSeq and is a predicted model, not a curated record. Gene Ontology annotation, molecular function: acylphosphatase activity. The coding region runs from base 124 to 603 and encodes 159 amino acids.